Maniola jurtina (meadow brown) is the source of this 5207-nucleotide messenger RNA. Its product is annotated as brain protein I3. The transcript is spliced from 2 exons. NCBI's taxonomy places the organism in Eukaryota, Metazoa, Arthropoda, Insecta, Lepidoptera, Nymphalidae. The coding region runs from base 156 to 572 and encodes 138 amino acids. The record is from RefSeq and is a predicted model, not a curated record.
CUUGUCUUUUUUGCUUUUUGACAGCUGACUUUUUUGUUGACUGAGUUGUGAAUUGAGAAGAUUAAUUUGUUUUCGUCUUUUUGCGUUUAUUUUUGAAGUCAGGUACUUCUUAUUUCUAAGAUUCUACAAGUGCUAAACUGGUAACUAGAAGGAAAAUGGAAAAGCCAACUGUUACGGAUCAACCUCCUCCAUACUACGCAACCGUACCACCAGGUCAACAGCAGCAGCCUCAGCCUCAGGCAUAUCCUCAGCCAAGCGCGUAUCCUCAACCAAACCCACAACCGGCGCCAGGGGCAUUCCCACCCCCUCCACCAGGAUACACCCCAUACGGUACACCACAAGACCCUACGGCAGCUUUUGUCCCCAACUAUGGGGCAACACAUACAAAUAUUAUCAUUCCACCACCUAUUAUAGCAGUUGGAGCUUGCCCCGCUUGCCGAGUUGGUAUCCUCGAAGACGACUUCACAUGCCUUGGUAUUCUAUGCGCUAUCCUCUUCUUCCCCUUAGGCAUUUUGUGCUGUCUCGCUCUUAAAAAUAGGAGAUGCUCAAACUGCGGGGCUAUGUUUGGAUAGAACUGGCUUGGUGUACUUAUGGCUCCAUACUUGAUCAAGGAUUUAAGCAAUCUGGUUUUACCGUCCAAGUUUUUUAUGUUUUGUUGUAUGGUAAGAAUGAAUACUAGAAUAUUCUGGCAGAACAGUAGCUGUAUUGCUUGACUGAUAAAGCUAGUGGGUAGGGUAUGGGUUGUGGGAGGGUGACAGUGAUGUUGAAUUAAUUGAUUUUUACUUCAACUGUCAGUCUCCCGCAACUUGCCCUGUACAUCAUGAGCCAUCUCAGUGAAAUGCAAUCCCAAAUAUUUGAUUACAGACAAAUCAAUAGGUGUCUUUUUUUAAAAGCUUCGUAAAAUUAAAAAAUAAUGAUUCAUAUUAACUAAUUAGAGUUUGGGAUUUAUGUCAAUUUAUAGUACUUAUAUUUAUAUUUAUAGUCUACAAAAGAUUAAUGUAAUAACAUGAAAUAUGUUAAUUACUGUAACAAAUUAAUAAUAAAAGAACAUAAUAGUAAUUAGAUUUUAAAUACUAAGCUAUGAUUAGUAAAAAAAUUAUGCAGAUCUAUCAACAAAACUUUAAAACUGACACUGAUUAGGUAUAUUAUUAUGAUCUAUAGAUCUAUAGAACAAACUUUUACUUUGCUUAAACUUAUGACACUAUUGAAACGAGACAGCUUUAAUAUUGCUGACAAAUAUGGUCUCGUUUUAACUGAAACAGCAAAGUCAAAGAAUGCUCUUUAAAUCUAAGCCUAAGUUAUGUUUGCAUUUAAUUACUAUUGAUUAAUAAUUAUGCUGUAUGGAGCCUUAUUGGUGCCAACUCUAAUAUACAACAAACUAAACUAAAUGAACAGUUGAGUAACAAUAACAAUGUCUAUAGUAAGCAAUAUAAAUAAAUCAAAGAUUGAAAAUAUUUCAAAUUAUUUUUGUAACACACAGUACAAAUACAUUAAUUGUAAUACACUUAAGCAAUAAACUUUGUUGCGGUAAAUCUGUAUAUUGAAACUCUAACUUUAGGACUGAAGUUUAAGUUUUUUAAAAGUGUUCAUGUUAUGUAAAAAAAUUAAUAAUUUGGUUUAUUUAAAUUCCAAGCUAAGCUAACAGACUAAAUGACUAGACUAAUUUAGCUGUCCUUUUCUGCGAAGGAGGUACUAAAAGUCAUGGUAGUUUAGUUUACAACUUGACUACUGAGCAUUACAGUCAAUUAGAACUUUGGUGUAAAAAAAAUUGAAAAAAAUUGACUAAUUGAAUGCUUGAUUCGAAAUUAAUGUACAUUUUUGUACGAAAUAUUAUAUACCUUCUACAUGUAUGUGUAGAUGAUUAUUAUAUUAUAUUAUGCGUUUAUGUUAUGGAUAUUAUUAUAAAAUGCUCUUUUGUAGCUCAAAUGAGCCAUUAAAAAUAAAAUUUUACUGUAAUUUACAAUUUUGUUUGGAGUUUUAUUCAUAUUAUUAUUAUUCCAUAAUAGGAUUAUAGAAUAUUAAUUAUUAUUCAUUAUCACUGUCCACUGUUAGACGUCCACUGAUGGACAUAGGUCUCUUGUAGGGACUUGUAGGGUAUUAAUUAUUGUGGGGCUAUUAAACGGGCGGUAUAAAAUUGCAUUUUGUCGUAUUAUUGCAGAGUAGUCAAGCAAUGAUAAAACUUUAAUUUUGUUCACUGAUUAACUUAAAAAAAAAAUGUAGCCCGUUUAUUAGCAUUUUAGGGUAGAUACUAAGCAUAUUGAUGUUUAUCCUUUUUUUGUUUUAUUAAUUAUUAUUCCUCCCUGUUCAUAAUACUGAAUUGUUUUUAAAGAAAGAAUAUAGGGUACAACAUUACUUGGUACUACAAAAAAUAAACAAUGUGCUCUAAAAAUACUAUACAUUAUAAUAAUACUAAACGCUACUUUGCUGCAGAAUUCGAUAUGACAAAUCCUGGAGUGAUUCAUUUUUGUUUGGCAUGGUCUAAGGCUAAGAUCUACAGAGUGUACUUUGACUUUGAAGACUUUACUUAGGCUCAAGCCAAUAGAACGUACUUUGAUUUAACUCUGACUCAAUACACAGUUAAAACAAGACAAAAAUAUUUGACUGACAUAAAUCUGUCGCGUUAUAAGUGUAAAAUCUAGUUGUAGUUCUGAGUCUUAAGUCGUAGUAAAGUCUGAGCAAAGUCAAUGUAUGCUCUACAGGUAAAGUUCAAGCGAAGCUUGAAAAAAUUUAGGUUUGUGCUAUAAAUCUGUGCUCGGGUAGUGUGCGGGGCGUCCCCCCGCUUCAUACCCCGAUUGCCAUCUCGGCCUGUCGCGUACUAUAUGUUCCAUAGCAGGUCUAUGGAACAUAUAGUACGCUUAAUUUAUGUACAUACAACAUUUUAUCGCCAUUGUUAUAUAUUUGUGCCACACAGAAUUAUUGUGCCAUAACACUAUUUAACAAAAGGCACAGAUGAUACAAAUAAAUACUGAUUUCACUAACCACUUAGAAACUUCCAAUAUCUUUUUUUUAUAUAUAAUAUAAAUGAUUUUAAAAUGUUGGAUGAGAGGACAGCACUAUUAUUAUGUACCCAACGGUUGUAAUUUUGUUUUUAACCGAUUUCAAAAAAGGAGAAAGUUCUCAAUUUGUCGGAAUCUUUUUUUUUUUUUUUGUAAUUUAUAACAUUAUCUCUAUGCAACUUAAUAAAAUAAACCUAAUCUUUUUUAAUGCAAACAGGUGAUUUAGGGCCGACUAAAAUGAGGUCUAAGUAAUAAGUUUGACAGUUUUCUAAAUCAGUACCUAAUCUGUCGUAAUGUGAGAGUAAAAGUUUAUUUGGUGAUUAAAAAUCAGACCUUAAAUAUUUAUCAGCCCUGUUUGAUGCAUUAAAUAAAUAAAAAAUGCUGCCAUAUUUGGAAAUUUCUAUGUGAAUAGAUAAAACUAAUAUACCAAUUUUGUAUCUAUAAUAAUUAUUCUAUAUUUAGUUAUUCUUAUGAGCUUGGGGAUUUAAAGAAAAACAAUUUAAACAGAAUGUGAUAGAGGAAUCAAAGCUUUAUUAUUAGGAAGGUGGUUUCAAAAUUUUGUUUUCAUUCAUUUUAAUUAUCAAGCGUGUUUUUUUUGUUUAAUAAUGAUUGUUAUUAUAUUAUUAAGGAGAGUUCCCAUUUCAUUAAGCUGUGGAAAGUUAGUGACUUUGGAAGGCUGGAAUCCGGGACCGUCUAAACUCUAAAUCCUAAAUAUAUCAAUUGAAUUAUCUUAGCUGAGGUAAACGUAAACAAUUUGCAGGUAACUUCUUGCAGAAAUGCGUAAUCGACGCCCUAUGCACGCUUAAGGGUGCGUUUCCACUAAAGCGAAGUGGAGCGGAGACGUUCAAUAGAAUUAGGUUAUUCUUAGAUGACGUAAGAAUUUUAUUGCGUCAUCUCUCAAUAAUUCGAUUGAUCUGCAACAUGUCUAAAUUCCGCUCUGCUUCAGUAGAAACGCACCCUAAGGCUGAGAUCUAUAGAGCGAACUUUGCUCAGAUUCAAGACGUUAUAAUGAGACAGUGUUAUAUAGCUGACAUAAAGCUGUCUCGUUUUAAUAGUAACUCAUCGUGGUUUUAGUGAUUUUUAGUGGCACACGUAUUGCGUGUUGCUUUCGCUUAUCUUCUAAAUUUUUAUCUGUGAUUCAUUACCUUUUUUUCAGUAAGGCUGAAAAAUAGACGAAAGAGAUCCAGACUGUGGAGUUUUAAAGUUUUAAUAAGGCUGAGAUUGCUCAGACUUCAGACACUGUUAAAAGGAAACAGCGCUAUAUCGCAGACAUAACUCUGUCUCGUUUAACUGAAACUCAAGUCUGAGCAGAGUCAAAGUACGCUGCAUAAAUCUCUGUCUAAGACUUCGGCUGAUUUCAAUAAAGGCGAAUACACACGUCCGGGCUUCAGUUUUCCGUUUUACCACCCGGCUUUGUCUAAUAGGAACUCGGUCUUAGGGCUCCUUCACAUUACAUAUAAGAACUUUAUACGUACAACCAAUGAUAUGAUCAGGUCGAAAUGUUAUAGUCUGUGGGGGGCCUUAGAUUGUAAGAGCGUUUUCACACUAUCCGAUCCGAUAACCACUAGAAAUUUGCCCAAUUCGUCAGAUGCUCUCGUGUGCCUUUUCAAGAUAACUAAUUAUGCCUCACUCUCGUAUAAUAAGUAUAGGCAGAUUAUCUUUAAGAGCGUAGAAGGUACAGUACACUACUUUUAUAAGUUACGCCGAUGCAUUUGCGCAGAAAUCUUACCUAUCGGUUACCCAUGGACCUAAAAAUGCUUUUUUUGGGACCGCGUCGUUACACUUUAGUGAAGGGAAAUUAAUUAUCUAUAGGUAGGUGAAAUAAAACAAAAUAUGCAGAAAACAUUUUGUUUGAGAUUACCUACAAAAUAGGUACUAGUAUCUAUUAGUUCAAUGCUUGAUAUACUAAAGGCCCAAAAAAAUAACUUUCGUAACGCGUAGGUACUUAAUAUUUGAUGUGACUGUUAUCGUAUCGAUUAAUGUGAAAAGACCUAAUAGUUAUUAAAUUAAGUGGCCAAAUGCCUUUAUAAUAAUUAUAAGAAAGAUGUUUAUUAUAAUUAUGUAUUCAUUGUAGGUACCUACGUAAUACCUAAUUAUUAUUUCCAUAGGUAUAAUCCUUAUUAUUUAGAUAUGUAUACAGUUGUGUAUAUCUAUCAGAAGUUAUUAUUAAAUUUGUACUGUAGAUUUGUCAAAUAAAUUUUGAAAAAUGUA